Procambarus clarkii (red swamp crayfish) is the source of this 1512-nucleotide messenger RNA. Lineage: Eukaryota; Metazoa; Arthropoda; Malacostraca; Decapoda; Cambaridae. The record is from RefSeq and is a predicted model, not a curated record.
AUGAGACCUACUCUUGAAUACGACUCCCCAGCAUGGGAUCCUUACCUGGAAAAUGAGAAGGAGAAAUUAGGAAAGAUCGAAACGGGACUCGUUCCUGAGCUGAAGGGAUUGAGCUAUGAGGAAAGCCAUCAACCACAGCUUGACCACAUUCCCUCCACCUGCUACUUCACUAACCAUCAACCUCAGCUUGACCACAUUCCCUCCACCUGCUACUUCACUAGCCAUCAACCACAGCUUGACCACAGUCCCUCCACCUGCUACUUCACUAGUCAUCAAUCACAGCUUGACCACAUUCCCUCCACCUGCUACUUCACUAGUCAUCAAUCACAGCUUGACCACAGUCCCUCCACCUGCUACUUCACUAGUCAUCAACCACAGCUUGACCACAUUCCCUCCACCUGCUACUUCACUAGUCAUCAACCACAGCUUGACCACAUUCCCUCCACCUGCUACUUCACUAGUCAUCAAUCACAGCUUGACCACAUUCCCUCCACCUGCUACUUCACUAGUCAUCAAUCACAGCUUGACCACAGUCCCUCCACCUGCUACUUCACUAGUCAUCAACCACAGCUUGACCACAUUCCCUCCACCUGCUACUUCACUACCCAUCAACCACAGCUUGUCCACAUUCCCUCCACCUGCUACUUCACUAGUCAUCAACCACAGCUUGACCACAGUCCCUCCACCUGCUACUUCACUAGUCAUCAACCACAGCUUGACCACAGUCCCUCCACCUGCUACUUCACUAGUCAUCAACCACAGCUUGACCACAGUCCCUCCACCUGCUACUUCACUACCCAUCAACCACAGCUUGACCACAUUCCCUCCACUUGCUACUUCACUAGCCAUCAACCUCAGCUUGACCACAUUCCCUCCACCUGCUACUUCACUAGUCAUCAAUCACAGCUUGACCACAUUCCCUCCACCUGCUACUUCACUACCCAUCAACCACAGCUUGUCCACAUUCCCUCCACCUGCUACUUCACUAGUCAUCAAUCACAGCUUGACCACAUUCCCUCCACCUGCUACUUCACUAGUCAUCAAUCACAGCUUGACCACAGUCCCUCCACCUGCUACUUCACUAGUCAUCAAUCACAGCUUGACCACAUUCCCUCCACCUGCUACUUCACUACCCAUCAACCACAGCUUGUCCACAUUCCCUCCACCUGCUACUUCACUAGUCAUCAAUCACAGCUUGACCACAUUCCCUCCACCUGCUACUUCACUAGUCAUCAAUCACAGCUUGACCACAGUCCCUCCACCUGCUACUUCACUAGUCAUCAACCACAGCUUGACCACAUUCCCUCCACCUGCUACUUCACUAGUCAUCAACCACAGCUUGACCACAUUCCCUCCACCUGCUACUUCACUAGUCAUCAAUCACAGCUUGACCACAUUCCCUCCACCUGCUACUUCACUAACCAUCAACCUCAGCUUGACCACAUUCACGGACUGAAACUCUACGGUCACUACUCACACAAAUCAUCUAGACAUUACAAGCAACAGUGUUAG